AAACUACUUAUUUAAUUUGAAACUAAAUUUGUUUUGUAGUGCGUCAACACCAAGCAAGAAUAAUUACAACUGUAGGCUUAAAUCGCGCCCCACUAGACUCCAAUCAAUCCCAAGCACCCCUGCGUUAACAAAACAGAAGAAGAAGAAUUUCACUUCCGCCCAGAGAUGGAACCUUAAUUCUGUUAUAUGCACGAGCAGUCUAAUCGUUACUUAACUAUUUUUUCACCGUGCUUGGACAAACAUUAAGUUAAAUUUAUUUGAAUAAUGGACUUUAAAAUCACCCACGCUCUUUCAUCCGUGCCAGUUUUGCCCAGCAUCUACACUAAUGUAGACGACUUAUGAUAGGCGCUGCUCAGCGAACUAACGUUAGCCACAGUCAAGCUAACCAACUAGAGCCGUGCCAAGAUGGACGAAGCUGCGGCGGAGGUGAUGGAAGCCGUCCCGACAGAAGAACAGUCAGUCGCUUUGGAUAUAACAUCCUCAAACGACGGUGUGACACCGGCUGAGGGUACCGCAGAUGGGCUAUUCUCCUGCCAAGAUUGUGGAGAAACCUUCAGAGAGGAGGCAGGCCACUUGGAGCACCGCCAUCAGCACCCUGACGGAAGCUGCCUGAUGUAUUUAGAGCCGGUGGAAGAUUUGGAUGAUGCCGACAAAGAUGGGGAAAGUACAAAUUACUGCCAUUUGUGCUCACAGUCAUUUGUCGAUUUGAGUGAAUUCCACUCACACAUGGAGAACCACCAUAGCCAACCCUCGGGUACUCCGCAGAUUUCCGGGGCGACGAAGCAGAAUACCUUUGAAUGCGCUGAAUGCGGCAAGAGCUAUUCAAUGCUGGGACACUAUCUCAACCAUCAACGCACCCAUAUACAAGCGUCCAAAUCCUUGUUUAAAGACCUGGAACAGUUGAAGAAAAAGUCCUUUCAGUGCGAGUCUUGCGGGCGGAGUUAUUCCCGUCAGUCUGCUCUCGAUGCACACCGACGUUGUCAUGAAGAAAAGUUAAUCAAACCUCGAAACAGGACUUCAGAUGAAUUGAUUCCUCCCGCUGAGACGGUACUUGAAGCCAAGCCAUUUGAAAAACCGACUCGUGCCGCUCCGGAGAAGCUUAUCAAUUGUCCGUGCGGUAAAUCCUUUUCUUCUUUGCAAGGCUUGAAAACACACCAGCGAUUCAGCCAGUCCAGCGAGUGCUGUACAGCCGAAGUUAAAGGAAAGCAGAAGAAACAUGUAUUCUACUGUAAGGAAUGUAGGAAGAUGUUCCACGGCCAUCUUGCCUGGUUCAACCACGAGAAAUGGCACGAAAACCGCUCCGAAGGAUCUCCAAAUCGAUUCCCGUGCGAGGUGUGCGGGAAAGUGUUUAUGACUCAAACCUUCUACUACAGACACCACCGCAUGGUGCACAGCAACGAGGUCCCGGCGAAGUCGUUUCUCAACCAAGUAGACCAGCUGCAGAAGAGAGCGUAUGAAUGUAGCGAUUGCGGCCUCACGUUCUCCAGACCGUCGGCGUUUCACUCUCAUCGGCUUCAACACACAAACGGGGCGGGAGCGGCCUCGACGCAUACACCCGCGCGUCAGCAGAUGACUCAGGAAGGGGAACAGAAAGAGACUCGAAUAUUGCGAUACCAAGCAGACGCCGAGAAUGUUCUUCGGCUCAAAGGCGAAGAAGAACCCGACGCAAAUGACGAAGAUACAGAGAGUUAUGAACCCGGGGAUUUCAAUGUCUUGGUGAUCAGUGGCAGUGAAUCCGAGGACGACGCCGUCCAAGACUCUCAUCUCGAUCAAGAGCCAAGAGGAUCCAGUCCCCCUGUUUCAAAACCAGACCUGGGCUUGAACAUUGUACAGGUUGACCUCGAAUCCAGCAAGGAGCAGCGCCCCCCAGCAGCGACGGAAGCCGAAGACAAAGCGCCGGCAAAAAGACUUGAUUGUCCAGAUUGUUACCGGUGGUUUACUAGUGAGGCGUCUCUACGGGCUCACGUAGUGUGGCACAACUUUCGUGAGAGGAGACGCAAGAAAGGUCAGUCCGUGGAAGUUUACACAUGUGACAAUGAAGCUAGUUACGCUGCAGGUGAUGCUACAGAAUAUAAGACGCAGGAAUUAAGCCAGGUGGUGCAAUUAGAGGACGAGAGCGUCGCGUGCGACAACUGCGGCGUGUACUUUUCCCAUUCGUGUGCGUACGUCUUUCAUCAGUUACAUCAGCCCAACAGAAAGCAAUUGCUAUGUCGAGAUUGUGCGACGUCUAACUCGCCGGAUUUGCUAAAUGACGCAAACCGCUCUGCAGACAUGUCUGUUCCAAAAGCGUACAAUCCAAAGAAAACCCUCCUAGGCCCUAAGAUCUACCACUGCGAGCAGUGCGGAAAGGGUUUUUGGUCUUUAGGUGCGUACUCGCAUCACAAGCAAAAUCCGAGUCAGUGCGUCGACGUGAGACUCAGGACCGGGGUCGCGCAGCCAUCGCACCGCGGGCGUUCCCGCUGCAGUCUUAAAGUCGCGUGCCCCGUUUGUGGCCGAAAGUUCCGUCACAAAGGCAUUAUGACGUUGCACAUGCGCACGCACGAAAACGGCAACCACAAAUGCGACCUCUGCAACCGAUCGUUCCGUCUGUUUUCCAGCCUCCUCAGGCACCAGGUUGUGCAUAACGAGCACCUCCCCCCACCUAUUAAGUCCUUCCAGCAUCAGGUGGAGCAGCUGCAAAAGAACACGUACAGCUGCCCCGACUGCGGGAAGCUGUUCUCCCGGGAAAAGGCCCUCAAGUUUCAUAUGAAGUAUCACGGCUAUGAGAGCGGGCAAUCGCCUUCGCCGCCCAGAUCCACACAGGAGGACUUCCAGUGUGGCGUGUGUCUGACGUAUUUCAAAAACAAGGCUUCUUUGAGGGCUCACCGAAAGAUUUGCAUUAAAAAAGAAUAUCAAUCAACAAAUGAUAAGACAGAAAACCUAAAUGAUGUUAUUGAUGGGAAGUCAAAGGAAAGCCUGCUACAUAGUACGGUUUUAAAGCAAGAACUGGACCCUGAGGAGCUCCACAUUGAAAGCCCAUAUACUACACACCACUUGGAAAAAGACAAUUUGAAAUACAAGUGUAAAAAGUGUGAUCGGAGCUUUUCUGUUAUCGGGGCUUUAAAUUUGCAUAAACGAAUUCAUGCUAAAGGUUACAAAAAUAAAGCUAAAGCAACAUUAUCCUCUGAGCUUAGCGAGGAAGAGUUAAGGAAAGACUUUCCCUUUCCGUGCUCGGAAUGUGGGAAGCGAUAUAUGUCCAACUCUGCCCUGGGCUCCCACAAAAGAUGGCACUCUAAUAGGACGUCACUGAAAGAGCGGUCGUCUAAACGGGACGCGUCCACGCCGCCGCCGCCGCCACGGCCUCACAUAAGCGCACAUGCUGAGACCCGAUUGGACUUAUGUCCAGACGGUUCGAUUUUAGGUGACGAUACAGAUGCUCAGGGAGGCGGAGCCUCGAUCCAAUCAGUCGGCAAGCCUCAACCCACCUCAAAAAUAUACCAGUGUCCCCUCUGCGCCGCAAUCUUUUACAAACCUAGAGGCCUCCGUGCCCACAAAUGGCGAGCCCACUCAGGCAGUACGAAAGCCCAACCUAAAAAUCCAGCGGAAGCAUCGGAUGUAACCGACAAUGUUGCCGACAAUAAAAACCUCCCAGCAGGCGGCGAACACAAGAAAUUGAGUUCCAUCCCAAAACUCGAGUGCAGCACCGCUGCUGUCACGGAUGACAAUAAAAUGGCCGCCCAAGCCCCCGAAGCCUUAGCCGAGAUCUCCCUUCCCCUGACCCGCCUUUCCGAGCACACGGGCAAAUGUCUCUACAAGUGCGGCAAAUGCGGGAAAGCGUUCCAAACCGAGGGGCAGUUAGAAAUCCACAAGACCAAGGCAAAAAGCCGGCCUUUCUGCUGCACCCUGUGCUGCAACGCCUUCUGGACCGACAAUCAGCUGCAGCAACACCUCACCUGGCACGAUCAGGUGCGAUUUCGGCUGCCCAACGAGGUCCGCUUACGCCUCAGUGCCGCUUUGACGUCAAAGUCGCUCAAACCGGCGGGAAAGUCCUUUCUUUCCCCGUCCGUGUUGCCAAACCGAAAAUGUCCGCAUUGUCAAAGCGGCGCGUGUUGUUGCUCGAAUCCGCCGCUUGGUGGCUCGCAACACCAGGCGUCUAUUGGUGGCCCUGAUCCAGUCUCAUCCGGAGAUUCGGGCCUUACUUGUCUUGAAUGUGGAGCUCUUUUUAGUCAAGAAACUGAUUUACACCAGCACUAUACCAAACAUGCACACGGCAUGUUUUAAAAGAAAAGUAACACAAAUUAUUACAAGAUAUUGUUUACAUGUAAACCUUAAUAUCGUUGGUAUUUGUGGGUCUUUUUUUUGUCAAGAAUAUACUUGGUACUUUCACUAUAUUUAGUCUUAAUGUUGGUCUCUGAAAGCUUUUCUUUAUACUGGAUUAACAUUCUACACCUUACACAACCUCGCCUUUUAAACAUAUGCCAUGACAACAUUCAUUCAUUCAUUCAUUUUCUACCACUUAUCCUCACGAUGGUCGCGGGGGUGCUGGAACCUACCCCAGCUGUCUUGGGGCAAGAGGCGGGGUACACCCUGGACUGGUUUCUAGCCAAAUCACAGGGCACAUAUAGACAAACAACCAUUCACACUCACAUUCAUACAUUCAUUGAUUCAUUCAUUUUCUACCGCUUAUCCUCACGAGGGUCGCAGGGGUGCUGGAGCCUAUCCCAGCUGUCUUGGGCCGAGAGGCGGGGUUCACCCUGGACUGGUCGCCAGCCAAUCACAGGGCACAUUGAUUCAUUCAUUUUCUACCGCUUAUCCUCACGAAAGUCACGGGGGUGCUGGAGCCUAUCCCAGCUGUUUUGGGUCAAGAGGCGGGGUACACCCUGGACUGGUUUCUAGCCAAUCACCGGGCACAUAUAGACAAACAACCAUUCACACUCACAUUCAUACAUUCAUUUUCUACCGCUUAUCCUCACGAGGGUCGUGGGGGUGCUGGAGCCUAUCCCAGCUGUCUUCGGCCGAGAGGCGGGGUACACCCUGGACUGGUUGCCAGCCAAUCACAGGGCACAUAUAGACAACCAUUCACACUCACAUUCAUACCUAUGGACAAUUUGGAGUCGCUAAUUAACCUAGCAUGUUUUUGGAAUGUGGGAGGAAACCGGAGUACCCGGAGAAAACCCACGCAUGCACGGGGAGAACAUGCAAACUCCACACAGAGAUAGCCGAGGGCGGAAUUAAUCAUGGCAACAUUCCCAAGUCAAAAUUGAGGCGUUCGAGCUGAACACAUGCAUUAAAAAAAAAACAUUUAUAUGAAUUUAAUAUAUUUAUGCAUGUCUGAAUACAUUUUUAACUCUGUUAAAAAUCAGAAAAGUACCAUCUUAUUUUUCUGCUGUCUUUUUAAAUCUGGAGGUGCCAAGUUAGCUUAGAGAUAAAAAGGCCUGUAAAGCACCAAUAUGUACAAAAUGACCCCUUUUUUCCCUUUUACAUGGUGUAUUUCUAUGUUGCUAAAAAGGACUGUGGCUUUUGUAUUGAUUUACAGCGGCUCUCUUAGUUUUUGGGACAAGAUCUGUAACCGUAAAAGAUCUGUUCAUGACCAUUCCUUUGACUAUAUGUUAACUUGCUGUUUCUGACGAUCUAAUAAAUGGAUCUGUUGUAGUCUGAA
Molecule: messenger RNA, 5638 nt
Organism: Doryrhamphus excisus (bluestripe pipefish)
Lineage: Eukaryota; Metazoa; Chordata; Actinopteri; Syngnathiformes; Syngnathidae
Biological process (GO): regulation of transcription by RNA polymerase II
Molecular function (GO): RNA polymerase II cis-regulatory region sequence-specific DNA binding; DNA-binding transcription factor activity
Source: RefSeq, a predicted model, not a curated record